AAAUCCUCAAAAGAGAUGAGGGAAAAUGGAUGGAAACUCAUUGACCCAAUAUCAGACUUUGAGCGUAUGGGAAUACCCAACAGGUACUGGACCAUAACUGAUGCCAACAGAAGCUAUGAGAUAUGCAGUACCUACCCUCCUGAAAUAGUGUUUCCUAAAUCUGUUAUGGGAACGGUGGUUGGAAGUUCAAAGUUCAGAAGUAAAGAACGUGUCCCUGUGCUCUCCUAUCUCUACAAAGAGAACAAUGCUGCCAUUUGCCGCUGUAGCCAGCCUCUCUCUGGAUUUUACACUCGCUGUGUAGAUGACAAGCUCUUGCUAGAGGCCAUUAGCCAAACGAACCCAGGGAGCCAGUUUAUGUAUGUCAUAGACACAAGACCAAAGUUGAAUGCCACGGCCAAUCGAGCAGCUGGGAAGGGGUAUGAAAAUGAAGACAGCUAUGCCAACAUUCGCUUCAGGUUCAUGGGCAUUGAGAACAUCCAUGUGAUGUGGAGCAGCCUGCAGAAACUCUUGGAAGUUUGUGAAUUGAAAACUCCAACAAUGAGCGAAUUUCUUAGAGGCCUGGAGAGCUCAGGGUGGUUGAGACACAUUAAAGUUAUGGAUGCUGGAAUUUUCAUUACAAAGGCAGUGAAGGUAGAAAGGGCCACUGUCUUAGUCCAUUGUUCUGAUGGGUGGGACCGCACAGCACAAGUCUGUUCAGUAGCCAGCAUCCUCCUAGAUCCAUUUUAUAGGACAUUCAAAGGACUCGUGAUCCUGAUAGAGAAGGAAUGGAUAUCCAUGGGUCACAAGUUCUCCCAAAGGUGUGGCCACCUGGAUGGGGACUCUAAAGAAGUUUCCCCUAUCUUCACCCAGUUUCUAGACUGUAUUUGGCAAUUAAUGGAACAGUUUCCCUGUGCCUUUGAGUUUAAUGAAAACUUCCUGCUGGAGAUUCAUGACCAUGUUUUCUCCUGCCAGUUUGGAAACUUCCUUGGAAACUGCCAGAAGGAUCGGGAAGAUCUAAGAGUCUGUGAGAAAACACAUUCUGUAUGGCCUUUCUUAGUUCAGAGGAAACCAGACUUCAAGAACCCUCUCUAUAAAGGUUUCACUAUGUAUGGGGUGCUCAGUCCUAGUGCUGUGCCCUACAACAUUCAGUUCUGGUGUGGCUUUGACAAAGGAUUGCAGCCCAAGCAGAGUAUGAUAGAGAGCCUCCUGGAAAUUAAGAAACAGAGAGCAAUGCUAGAGGCAGAUGUGCAUGUACUAGAAAAGAAACUGAAUACGUGUGAUGAGCCACCAGAAGAGGUCUGUACCUGCUCUCAAUUAGGGAAUUUAUUAUCCCAGCAUCUGGGAAAUCCUUUGACCAAUCCUCUCGGCUUUAUGGGUAUUGAUGGAGACCUGAAUACCUUGAUGGAGAAUGGCACCCUGUCCAGGGAAGGAGGCCUCCGAGGUCGGAUGGAUCAAGUAAACAGCCAGUGUGCAGACCUCCACUGUGACUGCUGUGAGAUCAUGGACAGUGUUAGGGCCAUAAAUAUGUCUGGGGAUGUGAGCAUCUCCGAGGCCAUGGGCAUCUCUGCAGACUUGGGCAUCUUUGAGGCUAUGGGCAUCUCUGAGGUCACUGACAUCUCUAGAAACAUGGGUAUUUCUGAGGCCAGGGGCUUCUCUGGAGACAUGGGUUUCUCUGGAGGCAUGGGCAUCAUAGAGGACACGGGCAUCUCUGAGGACAUAGGCACCAAGGAGGCAGGCUGCUCCAAGCAGCAGUGA
Molecule: messenger RNA, 1734 nt
Organism: Cynocephalus volans (Philippine flying lemur)
Lineage: Eukaryota; Metazoa; Chordata; Mammalia; Dermoptera; Cynocephalidae
Gene: MTMR8
Product: myotubularin related protein 8
Biological process (GO): phosphatidylinositol dephosphorylation
Cellular component (GO): nuclear envelope; cytoplasm; membrane
Molecular function (GO): phosphatidylinositol-3-phosphate phosphatase activity; phosphatidylinositol-3,5-bisphosphate phosphatase activity
Source: RefSeq, a predicted model, not a curated record